ACUCAUUUGCAUAAUGCUCAAGGAAGUUUGGGUGUUGUUUGAUUCCUUUCGAGCUUCAACCACUACUUUAUAACGUGUAUAUAUCAUUUGAUUCAUGUGAAAGACGACAAUAUUUAGUAUUAUAGUCCUCGGUACAACCACAACGAGUGUUGCAGAAGGUUUGGUUCGGUUUUCCCUGCGAGACUUCGAUAUCUCAUGAUGCAUUUGAUGCGUCGUUGCAGAUUUCAAUGACAUACGUAUUGGUAAUCUGAAAUGAAAAAGUCUUAUUUAAGGCAAAAGAUUUGAAGAACAAUAAGCGACAUAAUGCUUAUGAUUUUGAAAACUAAACCAGACGGUGUGAAAUCUUGAAAGUACCACGUCAACGAAUUCCGUACCUAAGUGAAUUAGUUGUAGCUACCCUUUACGUAUCCUCAUGAUUAUGCAAGCAACUAAAAAUGAAACAAACUCGACUGAAAAUACUUUUAUAGUGUUGCAGACUUAAUGGCGAAGAAAUAUCACUCAUUAGGUGAAUUCUACAACGAAAUAGAAUACCACGAAAAGAGUCUCAGCAUUGUCAAAGAGAUCGGUGAUAGAAGUGGUGAAGGGAAAGCUUAUGGAAACAUAGGCUGUGCAUAUCAGUCAUUAGGCGAAUUCCACAAAGCAAUUGCAUGCCACGAAAAGAGUCUCAGAAUUGCCGAUGAGAUCGGUGAUAGAAGUGGUGAAGGGAAAGCUUAUGGAAACAUAGGAUAUUCAUAUCAGUCAUUAGGCGAAUUCCACAAAGCAAUUGCAUGCCACGAAAAGAGUCUCAGAAUUGCCGAUGAGAUCGGUGAUAGAAGUGGUGAAGGGAAAGCUUAUGGAAACAUAGGAUAUGCAUAUCAGUCAUUAGGCGAAUUCCACAAGGCAAUUGAAUACCACGAAAAGAACCUCAGCAUUGCCAAAGAGAUCGGUGAUAUACAGGAAGAAGGAACGAGUUAUUUAAACCAAGGAAAUUUAUAUCGCAGUUUAGGAGAAUUUGCUAAUGCAAUUGAAUACCUCGAAAAGAGCCUCAGCAUUGCCAAACAGAUAGGUAAUAAAGCUAUUGAAGCAAGUACUUAUGGAAAAAUAGGAAAUGUGUAUCAUACAAUGGGCCAAUAUAUCAGGGCAAUUGAAUACCACGAAAAGAGUUUCAGUAUUGCCAAAGAGAUUGGUGACAGAAUGGGAGAAGGAACAGUUUAUGGCAACUUAGGAAUUGCAUAUCAAUCAUUAGGGGAGUAUAGAAAAGCAUUUGAAUACCACGAAAGGAGCCUCAGUAUUGCCAAAGAGAUUGGUGACAGAAUGGGAGAAAGAACAGUUUAUGGCAACUUAGGAAAUGCAUAUCAAUCAUUAGGGGAGUAUACAAAAGCAAGAGAAUACAGCGAAAGGAGCCUCAGUAUUGCCAAAGAGAUUGGUGACAGAAAGGGAGAGUGUACAGCUUAUGGCAACUUAGGAGUGGUAUCUCAGGCAAUCAAUGAAUACCAAAAGGCAAUAUUUUACUUACAGAAAUCCGUUGAUAUUGCAAAGAUGAUAGGAGACACAAGCAGUGAAGGAAUUUUCUGCGAAGCUUUAGGAGGUGCAUAUCAGUCAAUAGGACAACAUCGCAAAGGAAAUGAAUUUCUGGAAAGGUUUCUUAGAGUCGCAAAGGAAACAGGAGACAAAAACGGAGAAANCCCUUUACGUAUCCUCAUGAUUAUGCAAGCAACUAAAAAUGAAACAAACUCGACUGAAAAUACUUUUAUAGUGUUGCAGACUUAA
Messenger RNA from Exaiptasia diaphana, 1749 nucleotides. Its product is annotated as G-protein-signaling modulator 1-like. The transcript is spliced from 3 exons. Gene Ontology annotation, molecular function: protein binding. The record is from RefSeq and is a predicted model, not a curated record. Bases 481 to 1749 code for a protein of 422 amino acids. NCBI's taxonomy places the organism in Eukaryota, Metazoa, Cnidaria, Anthozoa, Actiniaria, Aiptasiidae.